AUGGAAUACCCGAUGGACAUGGACGUGGAGUCCACAGGACCCCAAAUAACUGUUCGAGAGAUGACAGAGUCCCGCGUUGACUUCAAACUGAGCUCCAUUGAACUCUCCUUCGCCAACUCACUUCGCCGCGCCAUGCUUGCCGAAGUCCCCACAGUCGCACUCGACCUAAUCGAGAUCGAACACAACAACUCAGUUAUUCCCGAUGAGAUGCUUGCCCAUCGUUUGGGUCUGAUUCCUAUCGUUUCGACAAAUUGCGACAGGGAUCUCGAGUACACUCGCGAUUGUACCUGCGAGGAGUUCUGCCCGCGCUGCAGCAUCACUCUUUUGCUGCAUGCGCGUUGCGAGGGAGGUAUCUUGCCAGUGUAUGCCCGGGAUCUAUUCCAGACAGGAGAGCGCGUUAAUGACACGAUUGGCAACCCUGUAAUUACGGAUCCAGAGCAGAAGGGCUCUUUGAUCUGCAAGCUGCGAAAAGGUCAGGAGAUCAAGUUGAUGUGCUUGGCCAAGAAAGGAACCGCCAAAGAACAUGCCAAGUGGGCGCCGACUUCCGCUGUUGGCUUUGAGUAUGACCCGCACAAUAACUUGCGCCACGUCGACUACUGGUAUGAGCAGGAUCCUAUCAAGGAAUGGCCUAUCUCCGAAAAUGCUACUUGGGAAACAGCUGCCAACCCUGAUGACCCUUUUGACUAUGACGCCGAGCCUGAUCGCUUCUACUUCGACGUAGAGAGCAUCGGAAACCUCGAACCCGACAUGAUUAUUCAGCAAGGAAUCCUAGUUCUGCAGCGUAAACUCGCUCUUGUUAUUUCCGAAUUGACUGGGGAGGGUGGAGACCGUCCUGCGGAGGAGAUGAUGGGUGCGGUCGACCAAGACGCAUAUGAGCCGCCUGAGGGUAUUGAUGGCAAUUUGACAUCAUAUGGAAACGGUGCUUCCAGUGCCUGGGGUGCCAGUGCGCAGACCCCGUAUGGCGCCACUCCCUACGGCCAGAGUUCGUAUGGUGGUGGAUUUUAA
Penicillium taxi is the source of this 1005-nucleotide messenger RNA. Its product is annotated as DNA-directed RNA polymerase II core subunit RPB3. The record is from RefSeq and is a predicted model, not a curated record. Lineage: Eukaryota; Fungi; Ascomycota; Eurotiomycetes; Eurotiales; Aspergillaceae. Gene Ontology annotation, cellular component: RNA polymerase II, core complex. Gene Ontology annotation, biological process: DNA-templated transcription. The transcript has 3 exons. The coding region runs from base 1 to 1005 and encodes 334 amino acids. Gene Ontology annotation, molecular function: DNA-directed RNA polymerase activity; protein dimerization activity.